CUUCCAACGCUUGUGCUGUGCCCUUCGCUAAGAUGGGGAGAGAGGGAGGGGAAACAAUGAUGUCAUCGCAUGACUGUGUUUUUAUGAAUGAAAAGAAUCCUGUGAGUGAGUAAUUCCAGGAAACUCACAUUACAACUCAGCAGAUCUCAGCCCAGAGCCCAGCUCCUCGCCAGACAACAACUUCAAACAAGCAGGUUACAGAGCAAAACCAUAAAGAAAAAGGAUCUCCAAGGGGAUAAAGAAGGGAGGAGAGCACCAACAAAGACUCGAACCAACGCACACACGCAGGUCCUCGUUUGGGGAGCACGACUGCAGGAGACAAUGUCUACAGACAGUUUAUCGAGCAAGGCCCUGAAGAUCAAGCGCGAGCUGGGGGAGAACACACCCCACCUGUCGGACGAGGAGCUGAUGGGGCUGUCAGUGCGGGAACUGAAUCACCACCUGCGGGGCCUCUCCAAGGAGGAGGUGGCGCGGCUGAAGCAACGCCGGCGCACACUGAAGAACCGCGGUUACGCGGCCAGCUGCCGGGUCAAGCGGGUCUGCCAGAAGGAGGAGCUGCAGAAGCAGAAGACGGAGCUGGAGCGGGAGGUGGACAAGCUGGCCCGCGAGAACGCUGCCAUGCGCCUGGAGCUGGACGCCCUGCGGGGCAAGUACGAGGCGCUGCAGGGCUUUGCCCGCACAGUCGCUGCCCAUGGCUCUGCCGCCAAGGUGGCCACCGCCAGCGUCAUCACCAUUGUCAAAUCUGGCACCAACCAGGCCACAUACUCCUAGUGCCCACCCAACCCCUCCACGAACUGCGUCCUCCCUCCAUGGCUGGGCCCAGCUCUUUACCCAGAAUGGACAGCGGCUGCCCUGGCUUCUCCCACAAUCCCUGCAGGAGACAGAAUUGACUUGAAGACCUUAAAACAAGUGGUCCCUCGAUUUCUCCCCACUGCUCCCAUCUUCCUUGAACCAAGCAGUAGUUCAGCCCCCCCCAUAACUUGGCAAGCUGGGUGAAAAUGUGCCAACAGGAAUCUCCUAGCUUAAAUAUUCCCUCCCUGACCAAUUAUGUACUGUUAUAAAAAGUUUCCUCUUAGCUACUCCUGCUCAUCGGUGCCUCCUCCCCCCGUAUUUACACAUGGGGCUCAGAGACUGCUCCCAUUUGUUAUUGGUAGGGGUACAGCUCCCACUGACGCCAAGGUCUGUGAGAUUGUGCAGGGGGAGAGAAUCAGGAGGCAGGCCAAGGACCUGUUCUGCUUUGUCAAGCACAGAGCAGGGGAUGGGAUACCCAUCCAGAGAGUAGCCAGGAAUUGCCAAAACCCUGCUGCCCUCUUUCCCUAACCCUGGCCCUUCUAUUUCAGAUUUUCUGUUGUGGCCUCCCGUGAGGGAGAUAAACUGCAAGCCUCCCUGCCCCCUUGUCAGUUGCAUUCCGGGGGUCUUCACUUCCCCAAGCUGCCACAGAAACCCCUGGAUCUCCUCCCCACACCUUUUCAGGAAGGCCCCGAAACAACUGCUAUUGAGAGCAAAUCGCAAAGGCUGAGUUAAGCCUGUCCUCCAGGGAUUGGGCAUUAAGAGGAGCUAGGGUAGUGCUGGGGGAAAGAGAGGUUGCAGUUUAAUGAGGGGGGGGGGAAGAGAGGACAAGCCUGUGCGUGAUGGAGAAACAACAGGCUCUCUGUAGCACGUGUCAGGACUGGCUCAGCUCCUAGCCAUUACAACUCAGCUCUGGGCUAGACAUCAGGGUGAUGAGCACACUAGAAAUACAAAGACUCAGCUGCAGGGGUGAAUUUAAGUUUAGCAGUGGGGCUAAAUUUCCAAGAUCUCCUGCACGGCAAGGAAGUGAGUUUUGAGAGAGAGACCAGGAUGGGAAAAAAAGAGGGCGAGAGAGAGAGAGAGAGAAGGAAAGAGAGGGAGAGUAGAGACACUAGAAAGAGGAACAAAGCAAGUGAGGCAGUUGGAUAGAGAAGUAGCAGCAGCACUAGGUUUGAAAUACAGGAGGGAGGAGAGACUGUUUCAAUCACGUUUUGUGACCGCAGCAUUUAGAAGACCUGAAAAGAACAAAGGAGGCACAGCGCGUUUCGGUCCUGGUUACGUAACUGGGAGCUGGCACAAUUGCCAAAUGAGCUGCAGAGAUAAGCAACGCAGAAGGAAGUUGUAGGAUCAAUCUGGUUUUUGCUGGGCGGGCUCCAUUCCUACAAAAACCAGCACAGCCUGAAAAGGCAGAUGGAGCCAGUAACCAGUUGAAAUGGGUUGGCCGCUCACAUUUGAUUCUUUAGCUUUAAAGAUGGAAUUUUAGGGGUGGGGGGAGAGACAGGGGGAGGAGAGCAGUGUCCUUUUAUCUCUGCUUACACACAUGCUCACACCCUUUCCUUCCAAUGGUGACAUUUCCUCCAUGGCAUGGUGGGACUCUUCAAAAGGCCAGCAGGAAGGAAAUAAACACAGCUGUAGUGGAGAUAAAAUUACUAGUUACAUGACAGUAGCACCUGGACAUCCCCACCAAGACUGGCACCUUGUUGUGCUAGGCACUGUACAAACAGAGGGGGAGCGGGCUCCUGCCCCCAAGAGCGUACCCUCGGGGGGGGGGGGGGAGGGAGGGAGAAACAGAGGCACACAGGUGAAGUGACUAGCCCAACGUUACCCAGCAGGUUGGGGGCACGCCUGGGAAUUGACAAGCCAAGUCUCCUGACUCCCAGUUCGGUGCCCUUUCCCCGGAACCAGGCUGGCUCAACCCCUUAGUUGAGGGAAAGCGGGAAGGUGGAGAGCCCAGGUGGUGGCUCAGGGAGCGGGGGAUAGUUCCCCGCUCCCUACCAGUCACGGGCACCUUUUCCAGUAUCAUUCAAAUAGGAGCUUGGGCACAGGAAGGAGGCGGAUUCAUAAAUAAACACAGACAGCAUAGAGGUCAGUAAAGGUAAUGCCAGGCAGUCGCCAUUCCGGCAUCUGCUAGGUUAGGUAAUUAACCCCUUCAUUUCCCCCACAUCGGGUUGGUGGUCCCUGCAGCUUGCCCUGCCACCCACCACAGUGCCGCAGCCAGCUCCAGAGAGGUGUGGCCAAACUUUCCCCUCCCCGCCUCAGUGUACUUUGUGAGAGGUUCCAUGGUUAGCCUCUCCCUUCCCCUUCCCCACUUUUGGUUUAUUUAUUGCACGAAUGUAAGUUAUUUUCACGUCCUCUUUGCCAUUCCGCCUCUCGGCACAGCCAGGAUGUUGGUACAGAGCCGUACUUUAUAUUUUAUAUAUGCAAAUCACAUUUUAUCUUAUACUUAUAUAGAGCAAAAAAAAGGUAUUUAUUUUCUGACGUACAGUAAGUGAUCUACCCGACUCCUCUGUAUUUUGUAACUUUACAAAUAAAGCAAGUUUUUUUCCACA
This is a messenger RNA of Caretta caretta (loggerhead turtle), 3338 nucleotides long. RefSeq names its product MAF bZIP transcription factor F (gene MAFF). Gene Ontology annotation, molecular function: DNA-binding transcription factor activity, RNA polymerase II-specific; RNA polymerase II cis-regulatory region sequence-specific DNA binding. Gene Ontology annotation, biological process: regulation of epidermal cell differentiation; regulation of transcription by RNA polymerase II. Lineage: Eukaryota; Metazoa; Chordata; Testudines; Cheloniidae. Gene Ontology annotation, cellular component: nucleus. The record is from RefSeq and is a predicted model, not a curated record.